UGCUUGCAUAGUGCGUAUGGAGUAUGCCACCGGGCUACUGCCGCCCUGAAAAUCGGUGGCAGGCCACAAAUGACGGUCUUACUUGUUGACUCUUUGAGUCAAUUUCAAUAAUAAAUUGUCCGCCACCUUUGUCCAGUUGUCCUACGCCUCGAGGACCCGCUGGUGAAGCAGCCAUACCAGUGCAAAAGCUGCUUUGUGUUUUCACCAAAAACCAUUUACCAAGCAUAUGCACUAUGUCAUAAUCCAGAUGAUAAGAGUCAUCUGUGCCAGGGUCUUUGUCCUCAUCUGCCAUGACAGCCAUCCUUAGGCCUGGCCGUCAGCUCGCUUGCAGCUAAACGGCUUGGAUAUGGAUAGUACUUACCAAUUUCGCUCGGCGAAGAAGCUGAAUGGGCAGGAGGUAAAUGAGCACCGACAGCCGCAGCAGGAGAGGCCAACCGAUGUGGAGCGCGUGCGCCUGCUUGCGAAGCUAGCAUGGCCAUGUGAGCACCAUCGGGGCACCGAUCCUAGGCUUUCCGGAGAGUCGGAUGCCGCAGAUAAGGCUUCGCGACAGCGCCAACUCAUCGCAGUAUGGGCUGCCGAGCAGCGCUACGAGUCCGGCAACGAGUGGAGCGCGGUCGGACAGCUAGCAACCUACCUUUUCGCUAAUCAUCCGGACUUCUGGGGUCACGCCGGCGAUUGCAACCGACCACCGCUUCGGAAGUUCUUGAGUCAGCCCGAGAGCCAUGGCGUGUUUCGAUUGCAGCGCAAGACGCGCCCACGAGACGGAGCGCAGAUUGAUCUUUUCUGUGUGGACGAGGUCGCCCUGUUUGAGGCAGCAAGCACAGCGCAGCAGGCGGCGGCAGCCUCAGUGCAACGUACGGUAGCCGCGGCGGCAGCGGUGGCGACGGCGGGGUCAGCUGAACUCCUGGAAGAGCAGUUCGCGGGACUCCUUCGUCCGCAGUACAUGAGGCGGUCGUCACCCACGCCGGCGCUGGCAGUGGCAUCUGGGUUGGAUCCAGGCCCCUUGCAGUCGCAACCACAACACCGCAGUGCUGACAGAAGCGGCCAGGCACGCGGCGGCGACGAGCCUUCGACCAGCCGCCGCCGUGGCGCCGCCGCCGCCGCCGCCGCGGCCGGUUCGCACAACAGCGACGCCGACGACGCCAACGGCGACGAUCGGGGGUUGGCGAACGAUACCGCCGUAAACGUUCACGAGCUGGCGGAGGCGGUUUGGCCGGCGGCGGCGGCCGACGGGGACAUGCGGCUGUCUGCGACGCGGGCCGUACGCCGCGUGGUCGCCUCCUGGCUGUUCAGCAAGAACGCACUGGGGCAGCGGCAUGGACGGCACGUGAGCGCCGUGGGGGCCUACCUCCGUAAGCAGUACAGUGAGAUCUGGAUGGACGCGGCCGUCCGAUCGUACCGCAACCUUGCUGCCCUGCUGAACCACGCCGACAGCCACGGCGUCUUCUGCGUUUCCCGCUCUGACGAGGAGGAAAGCGCUGUGGUGCACUUGCAGCUUCAGGCCCUGCGCCGAGCUGCCGCCGCCGUCACCGCGGCGGCUGCGGCCGACGUUGCCCUCACCGCGCCAAGAACCUCCGCCGCCGCCGCCACCUCCUCCACAACCAACAGCAGUAGCAGCAGCAGGCGUUCCAGGGACAAGUCAAGGGAGACGCACUCGCAUGAGUCGCUGGCGCGUUCGUCUUCCUACACCGCGACCUCUGCACGGCAGCAGCUGGAGCAGCGGCAGCAGGAGCUGCAGCAGCAGCAGCAACAGCGGGGAGGCGCAGUUGCGGGGGCGGGUGGUCAGGCGGCCUACGACUGGAAGCACUUGGAGCGGGCGACAAAGCUGGCCUGCGAUGACACGAUUCGAGGCAGGCUGUGGCGUCAGGUGGCCUCCAUUCUAGCGCCCUUGACCAAAGGCCCCUUUGGACCUAGGAGCAUGCCCGCGACCGACCUGACCGCCGAGUUGCAGCUGCUGAGCCCCGACCUAGCCUCGGAGGCCGCCCGCUGCAGCGGCGGCAAGCUGCGGCUACGGGAGCUGCUCCAGGGUCCAGGCAGCAGCGCCGGCGGUGGUGGUGGAGGUGGUGGUGGUGGCGGUGGUGGUAGCGACGCAGGCAGCGAGGAGCGCUGUCCCUUCCUACACCUGCGCUGGUCGGAUCUGCACGGCGAGUCGGUCGUGCUGGACACGGUGGCUCUAUUCAAGGCCGCCACGUCCAAGAUGGCUAUAGGCGAGGCAGGAGGCGGAUUCGCCGCUGUUGCGCCUGCUAGCGGCAGCGGAGGCGCUGGCGAGGUGCCGUCUGCUGCUGCAUGCACACCCGUGCCCCGCAACAACAACAACAGGGACACAGCCGCUGCCUCCGUCUUCUCCCCAGGAGGCCGUAUCCUCCGUAGCUGCCUCCUGGAGGAACCGCAGCAGCCUCCUGCGUUGCCUCCUAAACUUGCUGCUGCUGCUGAUGCUGGUAUGCAACAACAGGAGGCGGGUUCCGCUGCGGUCACUCCUUUCGAAGCCGAGCUGCUCCGCCGCUUUCCCGAUCCGCCCAGCCCCGCGGCCUUGCCGGGGGCUGCAGCCUCUGCGGACGGUGCCGCAACUCGCGCCGCCGAACAUGAAUCACAGCUCCUCUUCGCGUACAUGAAGCGCUUCAUGGCCUGGACGCUGGCCCGAGGCCCGCAGCGGCUUGAGCACCUCUCCCAGGCACUGGGGGCGGCGAUGUGGGAUGCGCGGCACCCUGGCGAGCACGCCGAUGUGCACACCUUGUACACGCUGUGCCUGUCAGCACGGGACGUCUUCCAGUUAGAGCCCUUAGUCGAUGGGUCCUAUCUUGCCCGGCUGGUGUGCCCCACGCUCCUCGCGCUCUCCCAGCCCUCCUCCUCCCAGCCCAUGGAACGCCAUGAUGGAGGUCUCCCUCACCCGCAGCCUCGCCCCGCCCACAUCGCGCACGUCAGUAGUGCCGACACCCUCACUCACACUCAUGACAACGACAACGCCUCUGCCUUUCCAGCCGGCACAUCCGCCUUCUUGCCUUCCAACACCGCCUUCGGUACCAGCACCACUAUCCCGGGCAGCAGCCUCUACGUGGCGCAACCCUCACCAGCAGCAGCAGCAGCAGCUGGUGCGUCGACCGGAGAGCACCCGCACCCCGCACUCAGCCCGGCUGCAUCCUUCACCAUGCCAGAACGACCCAUGGUAGCAACAGCAACCGCAGCAGCAGCUGCUGCUGCCGCCGCAACCGCAGCCAUCGACCCGACGCGUCGCGUCAGUCACACCGCAGCCACCACCAGCCCACAUGCCCCGGACGCCAGCAACACGGCUCCUGGUUCCUCCGCUUCCUCCGCUGGUGGCGCAGCUGCCUCAGCCACCGCUGCUGCUGCUGCUGCCGGCCUUACCCCUUUGGAAGCAGCACUGCUACAGCGCUUUCCAAACCCCCCGCCCACGUCCUCAUCUCUACUACCCUCCUCCUCCUCAUCAUCAUCCCUGGCAGCUGACGUGGCAGCCGUCAAACGUGCCACCGUACAGCUGCUGGCGGCGGAGGAGCCGCCGCAUGCGCUGAGCUUCCAAGCCAUCGGACACCGGCUGCGUCAGGUGCUGGGCUACACGGUAGCGAAGGAGUUGGGCCAACCGCUGCGGCAGCUGCUGGGGCGCGACCCCGACGUGAUGGUGGGCGUGGAUCUGGGCGGCCCCUCCAGACUCGGCGUUCAGCUCGUGUGUCCCCAUCUCCUGCGCUUGGCUCGCGAAUCGUCGCUGCAGCCCACAAGCGGCAGCGGCAGCAACCGCCCGGCCCCUACCACCGCCUCCUCAUCCUCCUCCACCGCAACACGCAAGGCACGAGGGACAGCAACAGCGGCAGCAACGUCCACUACCGGCCCUGGAGCAGCAGCAGCAGGAACCCAGUCAGCCUCGCUUGGGGACUCGGAACAGCCGCCGGCUACAGCUGUGAAUGCGGCAGCCAUGGCUGCAGCUGUUGCAACCGCCGCCGCCACCUCCGCGGCUGUCAAGGCGGCUCUGGCUCGAGCUGCGGCCAUGGCUGCUUCCGGCUCAGCGGCGGCGCAGCAGAAGCAGCGGCAGCAGGCGCUGAAUGCGGCGGCAGCGGCAGCGGGUGAAGCACAGCCAUCGCGGGUGCCUAAGCAAGCGCAGCAGCAACAGCAGCAGCAGCAGCAGGACCAACAACAACAGCAACAUUUGCAGCAGCAACAAGAACUGCAACGACAGCAGCAACAGCAGCAAGAACACGAGGACCAGCAGGAGCAGCAGCAGGAGCAGCAUCGGCUGGUUCUGGAUCAGGAGCAACGGAAGCAGCGAAAGCAGCAGAAGCACCGGGAGCUGCGACGUUCCUACUCUGACACGACUAUUGCAGCUCCUCCUCCUCUCCUCGCCGCUGCCCCCGCAGGCCCUAUCCACAUCGAUUCCACAACAUCCCCUGCAGCACCUGCCGCUGCAAACGCUCCGCUCACCACGCUUCCUCUCAACCACCCAGGCUAUCACCAGACCAGCAACCAGCCCCAGUCCCUACCGUCCCAAUCCAACCCUGGUUUAGAGUCAACGCCUUCCGCCGAAUGCGCUGCCACCUUUACCCUUCCCGUUCCAGUGCCUAUCGCGGUGCAAGUUCCUGCUGCGCCGGCCGCCCCCUCCGAGGGCCCAACUGCGGCCACCCGUGCUGUGCAGCUCACCAACAUGCCGUCCGGGGGCUCGCUGGGCGAUUCGGCGAGCGCCGCUGCCGCCGGCUGCCCCCAUGCGGCAGGUCCUACCCUCCCUGCCGCCACUGCUGCCACUGAGAGCGUUAUUACCGCCGCAGCUGCUAUGACCACCGCCGUGGCUCCCGCGGCCUCCACCCACUUUGCAAGCACCACCGCUGCUGCCACCACCGCCACCGCUGCCGCCACUGCUGCCCCAAUCAGCACCACGGAGCCACCCACCCUGGAGGUCCUGUUGCCUCCUGACGGAGAGGUUGAGGGAGCUUUCCAACAAGGGCACACCUCCGCAGACAGCGCUCCUCCGCCGUCCUUCCCUCCCGAGCAAGUGCACAUGGCCCCUCAGCAACACCAGGACUACUUGGGCUUCUGCAUCUCCGAGCGAGAGAGCCAGAUGCUGCAGCAGCAGCAGCUGCAGCAGGCUGAGUGCCCUCCGGCACCCUCCUCCUUCCCCUUCUCCGCCGACAUCGCUUCUGUUGCCGCAUGCGCCUCAACCAGUGCGUCCACCGCCACCACCACCGUCACCUCCGCCCUGCUGCACCUCACGCAGGCCCUGCAUGCGGCCGCCCCCGCUGGGCCCGAGCCGCAGGAGGCGCAGGAGCCGCAUCCACUCGGCAUGCCGCUGUCCGCCGCCGCACCCACAGCUGAUGGCCCCCGGGCCCUGGAUUCCACCACCAACCCCAUGCAGCUGCAAGCCGACGCCAGCUCCUCAACCACCACCACCACCUCCUCCGCUACAUCUUUCUCCUGGGCGGCACUUGCAUUACGCACAUGUCACGCCCCAGCGCACAUCUCAGUUCCCGCUGUUCCCGUCAGCACUGCACCCACACCGGUGCCCGCGCCUGCGUCCGUCCUCCCCACGUCUCUCACGCCGGACUCACAUCCUCCUCCCACAGCAGAACAGCAGCAGCCGGUACCUCCUCCCUCCACCACGGUAUGGCCACUCGGCUUCUCCUACGCCGCGGCCGCAGCAGCAGCCCCUGCUGCUCCUCCCCCUCCUCAGCCCUCCUUCGCAGCACGCACUGCUGCCGCCGCUAACGCCCGUUCAGCUCCUAACCAACACCAACAGCUAACAUCUCAGCAAGCCGAGGAGGACGCGGACCGCCUCGCGUUCGAAUCAGAGCUCCGAAGACGCAUCUUCCCGGAGCCGCGCCUGCCCAGCAACACCGACCCGGGGGUCGCUGCCAACGCCGCCGCCGUCAACACCGCCAAGCGCACCUGCGCUCGCGUGCUGGCGCGCCGUACGCCGCCUCACGAGCUGCCGCUGCGGGUGCUGGAGUCCGUGCUGGCCAAGACCAUCACACAGCGGCGGGGGGAUUACGAACUGGAGAGUGUGCUUAGGUCGGAGCCGCGCGUAUUCGAGCUGUGGAAUCCCCCGCAGCGCCGCCACAGCAACAACCCCACCGUACGGCUGGUGUGCCCCGCGCUGCUGCUGCUGGCCCCGGGCGCACGACGGCAGAUGCCAACGCACUCCUCCGAGGACACCGCACCUCCUGGUGAGCAGCGCACUUCUGCCUGCCCGGAAGAGGAACCAUGGCAGCAGGGGCAGGAGCAGCAGCAGGACCCGGAGCAACAGCGGAGGAGAGCAUGCGAGCUCCAUGCGGCCGGGUACGGGUACGGGUACGGGUACGGGGGCGAGGGCGAGGAGCGACAUGUGGAGGCAUGGGAGGAGCUGGUUGCCGAGGCUUGGGAGCCCGAGCAGGACUCCUGGGGUGAGCUGCCGCUGCCGCCUGCCGCGCAACCCGAGGAGGAGGAGCAGGCGGAGGAGCAGGCUGCUCUGGGCCCUGGGGGGCAGCAGCAAGGGAGCGUAGAGCAGCCGCAGCUGGGGCUGGGGUUGGGGCUGGAGAUGCUGCCUGCUGUGGCCGGGUUGGAAGCGGCGGCGGCGGUGAUGGUGCCUCCGGAGGUGCAUUCUGCGGGGCCGCCGGCGGUGGCAGCGGGGCAACCGGCGCAAGCUGCAUGGGCGGGCUUUGGCGGCAUGGGGGCACCCCCACAGCUGCUGCCCGUACACUAUCAGCAGCCUCUUCAGCCGGAAGUCGAGGUUGAGGCCGAAGUCGGGCAGGACUCGGCGGUUGAGGACCCAGACAGUGCCAUGAUGCUAGCAUGGCUGGGGUCGCAGGCGCCGCCGCCGCCGCUGACGGUUGCGGAACCGGUCGCAGCAGCAGCGCCAGCGGCGGCGGUAGAAAUGCGAGCCAGUUGGUCGCAUCUGCGGGCUCCUGAGACCUCAAUCCCUGCCGCCACUCCGUCUCCAGAAGCCCUGGAGCUGCCAGCAGGCACUCCGGCAGCGGUGGCCGGCCCUGCAGCCGAAGCAGCACCGCUGCCGCCGCCGGCGCCGCUUCCGGACACCGCUAUCUUCUUCGUCCACAGCCCCGAGGACCCCGGCUUCGGCCAAAUGCUCCAACACUGCUACAGCUCGCCGCAAGUGGGCCUCGCGGUCAAAUACGCUGCGGGCAUGCCGGUCCUCGUCGCCCUGUACGCCCCGCCACUAGCCGUACCUCCUCCCGGUGCGGCCGCAGCUGCAGCGGCGGCGGGCACCGACGGAGGCCUCAGCAGCACCGCUGCAGCAGUGUAUCUUAUCGACUGUGCGGUGGGUGCGGGGGCGGCGGUGGAGGAGGCGGCGGGGGAUGCGGACGCCGCUGCUGCGGCUCUGGAGGCGGAGGCGGCGGCGGUGGGUGUGGUGAUGGAGGGCGUGCGGGGUCUGCUGGAGCACCCCGGGCUGCCCAAGGUGGUGUACGGCUGUGAACAGACGGUGGACCUGCUGGAGCAGGCCACCGGCGCCACCACCCAACCCGUGCUGGACCUGCGCCUGCUCACCGACGCGCUGCUAGCCCUGCUGCCGGCACCCCUGCCGCCGACCCCAGCAGUACCCCCGGCGGGGAGUUAUCCGGCGCCGCAUGAGGCGGAUGCCGCCGCCGCUGCCGCGCUGUCUCAGCUGCACGACCACGUGGGUGCGCUGCGAGGCGCGCUGGAGGAGCUGGGGCUGUGGAGCGACCGGCCCUGGCUGCUGGAGGCGUUGGUGGGGCGGCACUGGGGCGCGGAGGAGGAGUGUGUGUGCGCUGCUGCCGGCGUGGAUGACAGGUCCUGGCUGUCGCGGCCGUUGAGCCCGGAGCAGGCGUUCGCAGCGGCGGGCGCUGCCCGGCACCUGCCGGAGCUCUGGUCGGCGGUGGCGGGGGAGGCGCUGCCGUGGGUGGCGGUGUCGGCGGCCGCCCGGCGGUUGGACCUCCUACGUGCCGCCCGGUCUCGGCCUUAACAGAGGAGUUGUACUAUUGGCUCUGGUCCCAGCCUUCUUGGUUUCCUUGGUAUGUGUGCAAUUGUAGUCGCGAUUCUAGGUUGCUGCUGGCUGCUGCUGGAGGUUGGAAGCGUCGCCGAUGCUUGUGUUGAUGAUGCAUGGUUGUUUUGGCUCUUCGCGUUCGUAGACUACCUCUGUGUGUAUGAGGAGUCCGGUGUGGAAUACUUUCGAAAAUGUUAGGAAGAUAGGUAUCGUCGCUGCUUGAAUAGUCGCUGCUAGGGAGCACGUGGGUUAGUUGGAGCGUGUUGGCAUGUUGCGUGCUUUGCGCAGCGGCCUGUGCUCUGGUUGCCUUUGUAAGUUUCCUUCUGGUUAGGUCUGUUACCUUUCGAGGAUGUGCGUAAUGUUCGCCACGCUGCGACUGUCCAGUUUACCGGUGACUCAUGCGAGAGCGAAAUGCUAAUAAUCCAAAAUCUGUAAGCAGGAAGCGAAACGAGCUUUGCAUGUCUGCAUGAGCCAGGUGCAGCCUUCAUCUACAGUACUGUAUACCGGUACACGAUUAGUGGUUUAGUAAUUCGAGGAUGGCAGUACUGAAUGAUUCCAAAUCAAGUGGUGCAGUGUCAUAUCAAAGUUGGCUACCUGUGUUUACGUCCACUUUGGUUACGUGCUUACGAGGGAGUAUAAACUGUAUAACUUAAUUUGCAACUACCGAUACAACAUUUGUAGCUUAGCCCUCUCAGCGUUAAUUGUUGUACUGGAAGCAGCCUUUGCACUUGUAAUGCCCAAUCGAUUAGGAACGUCCAUAGCAUUGUUGCGUUUUUCAGCGUUAUAUAGCGUGCUGAAAUGUUAGCGGCUGAAAAAUAUUAAUGCCUCUGUAUGUGCCGCGGCCAUUGAUCUUAUCUGGAAACACUCUCAUGCAGCAAAGCACCUAUCGUACGCACUGGAGAUGGCAAGGAGGGCUCUUGGCCCGAAGCCUGGCAGCGCGCUCCAGCGAGCUUUGCAAACUGGGCUUGUUGACUUGCUUCUACACUAUUCAUGCAUGGAAUGUGUACCAUGAACGUAUCUGUGGUAGAAACGUUGGCUUGGAGCCCGCGCUGUAUCCCUGCCCACCGCAUCCAGCAUGGCGCCGUCUUUGGUACCAUGCAUUGCGCCCGGGACACCUUUGCAUGGAAGCCUUCUUUCGAC
Messenger RNA from Astrephomene gubernaculifera, 9073 nucleotides. The record is from the annotation of a GenBank genome assembly. Lineage: Eukaryota; Viridiplantae; Chlorophyta; Chlorophyceae; Chlamydomonadales; Astrephomenaceae.